UCUUUGCCUUUUCCUUUUUUUGCUAAGAACUUUGUUUGAGUUAUCAAAUGAUGGUCACCAAAGAAGAAGAUUGUCUUCCUCCUGCGACGGAGACGCCGAGAUGUUAUUCCCCUUCUUCAUCUACUACUCCUCUUGCGGAGUUAGAGACUGUUCGAAGCAUAGAAAUCGUCGAAUCUUCCUUUCUCUCUCCCGUUUGGUUACUAGUGAUCUUUUGCAUCAUUAACUUGUUAAACUACAUGGAUCGUGGUGCGAUAGCGAGCAACGGUGUCAAUGGAAGUACUAGGAGUUGUAUUGAUAAAGGGAAAUGCACUCUUGCAACUGGAAUUCAGGGACAUUUUAACCUAAGUAAUUUCGAAGAUGGUGUAUUAUCAUCUUCAUUUAUGGUUGGACUUCUUAUUGCAUCACCAAUCUUUGCUUCAUUGGCAAAAAGUUUCAAUCCAUUUAGACUUAUUGGAGUAGGUUUAACUGUUUGGACUAUUGCAGUUCUUGGUUGUGGCAGUUCCUUUGCCUUUUGGUUUAUCGUCUUAUGUCGUAUGUUCGUUGGUGUAGGUGAAGCUUCUUUCAUUAGUCUUGCAGCUCCAUUUAUAGAUGACAAUGCUCCUCAAAAACAGAAAGCUGCAUGGCUGGGACUGUUUUACAUGUGUAUACCAAGUGGUGUUGCUCUUGGUUAUGUCUAUGGCGGAUACGUCGGAAAACAUUUUAGUUGGCGCUAUGCGUUUUGGGGUGAAGCUGUUUUAAUGGCUCCAUUUGCUGUUCUUGGUUUUUUAAUGAAACCUUUGCAGUUAAAAGGGUUUCCUUCUAGUGAUUCGAUAAAGACGGUUAGAUCAAUUGAAGUAAUGACUCCAUCAGUAGGCUCAGAGACAUCGAAAAGUCUUCAGGUUGGUAAUGAGAUUGAGCAUGAUCAGUUUGAGGUCUCAAUUGAAACUAGCAAGUCAAGUUACGCGAACGCGGUUUUGAAAUCAUUUACUGGAUUUGCAAAAGACAUGAAAGUUCUGUAUAAAGAAAAGGUCUUUGUUGUUAAUGUCUUAGGUUAUGUGUCAUACAAUUUUGUUAUAGGAGCUUACUCAUAUUGGGGACCAAAGGCGGGUUAUAAUAUUUAUAAAAUGAAAAACGCGGAUAUGAUCUUCGGGGCAGUAACUAUCAUUUGUGGGAUCGUUGGAACAUUAUCAGGAGGCUUUCUACUUGAUCGCGUCACUGCGACAAUUCCAAAUGCUUUUAAGCUCUUAUCCGGAGCAACAUUUCUCGGGGCUGUAUUUUGCUUCACUGCAUUUACCCUGAAGAGUUUAUACGGUUUCAUCGCUCUCUUUGCCUUAGGAGAGCUUCUUGUGUUUGCAACACAGGCUCCAGUGAAUUACGUGUGUUUGCAUUGUGUGAAACCUAGUUUACGACCAUUAUCAAUGGCUAUCUCCACCGUCGCAAUUCACAUAUUCGGUGAUGUUCCUUCUUCGCCUCUUGUCGGUAUCGUUCAGGAUCAUAUCAACAGUUGGAGAAAAACCGCGUUGAUUCUUACAUCGAUUCUGUUCUUAGCUGCGGCAAUAUGGUUUAUAGGGAUAUUCAUAAACAGUGUAGAUCGGUUUAAUCAAGAAGAAACUGGAAGUGAGAACCCAAGAAGGCAAGAACUAUCGAUUCUAACUCCAUAAAUACUUUAGCUAAAUAGGAAUCUAUUUGUGUUGAAAUUUUAACAGAGACUUGGUUUUUGACUAAAUUCAAACUUUAUAA
Messenger RNA from Arabidopsis arenosa, 1719 nucleotides. NCBI's taxonomy places the organism in Eukaryota, Viridiplantae, Streptophyta, Magnoliopsida, Brassicales, Brassicaceae. The record is from the annotation of a GenBank genome assembly.